GGCUCUGCGGCUCUCAUGGCUUCUCCAGGAUCCCGCUGGUGCAGAAAUGAUGACUAAUGGAGAAGAGUUUGCUGUAGAGCCUAAAAACAAAAUGAAACGUCAUAGAGAACAAAAGAGUCCACCUUCAUCUAAGAGAAGCGAGAGCAUGGCUGUGCUGUCAAUGAAAGAGGAAGAAUUCCACGUUGGGGCCUCAGCCAUGUCAGUGGAGGAUGUUGAUCCAAAAGUCACAGCAAUGUCUGCGUUGGAAAUGAUGUCGACAAAGAUACCAUUAAGAUCCAAUGAAACCAGUGUUGAUAUAAAACAGCAAUUAAGGAAGGAAAUUCGACAGUUUGGACGAAAAUAUGAAGGAAUCUUCAAAUUGCUUGAAGGAGUGCAAAGUCCUCUAAAAGCAAGGAAAGAAAUGGUUGAAUUUGCCAUCAAGGAAGCAGCAAGAUUUAAAAGAAGACACUUAAUUCAGUACCUUGAGAAGAUACUAGAAGAAAUAUAUUCUGACCAGUUUUCAACGGAUAAUCAGAUCCUAAAUACAUAAUUCUAUUAUCAAAACAACCAAUGAGAAACAAGAAUCGAUUGCUGUGUUGUAGAA
Pteropus alecto (black flying fox) is the source of this 583-nucleotide messenger RNA. RefSeq names its product integrator complex subunit 6-like. The transcript is spliced from 5 exons. Gene Ontology annotation, biological process: snRNA 3'-end processing. Gene Ontology annotation, cellular component: integrator complex. The coding region runs from base 47 to 529 and encodes 160 amino acids. Lineage: Eukaryota; Metazoa; Chordata; Mammalia; Chiroptera; Pteropodidae. The record is from RefSeq and is a predicted model, not a curated record.